AUGAAUAAUAAAGACAUUUCGAAACAUAGUCAAUUGGUUUAUGCUUUAUGUGAAAUUUUAAUAUUCGCUCCUAUUCCAAGGAAAGAUCAGAGAAUCACUGAAAAUCUAUCAAUAGAAAUAUUGAAUCAAAUGAAAUAUGGAAUAGACAGACUUAACGUCGACGUCCACUUCAAUUUUCAUAUACAGUACUUAUCGUAUUGCCUUUUGAGUAAAAUCGGUAAUCGAGAUGUACUGAACGAAAUAACAACAUUCGUGACGAAAAAAAUCGAUUCUCUGUUCGCCAACAAGAAACGAUACCACGGAAACUCUCAGAGUCAUAGAACACUACUGAGUGCUUUGCAAACUUUGCUCUUAAUACUGUUGAAAUCUAGAGACGUCGAAAUGGACAAGAUUGCAAAUUGGUGUAUGGAUUUGUUAGGGUCAAUUCCGCAUCAACCGAGCGUCCGAAUCUGUUUGGAGUGGUACAUAGCCCUAUACUUUUGUUUUAAGGAAGUGAAAAUUACCGAAGAGAUGACAGAACAUUUGAAAGGGAAAAACAUACCGCUGCCCUCGCAAUUUGUAAUUUUGUAUUGGAUCACGAAAUUCAAAAUAAAGCAUGGACCAAUUAAGAGCGAAGAAUACGAGUUCGCAAUGGACACGUUGCUCUACCACACUAUGGGGCAAACGUUCAAUCUAAGAUUGCACGCGCAAUACUUCGCUACGAAACUGUUUGAAUUGAACGAAAGAAAAUCAGUCAAAUACGAUUUCACAAUACAAGUCAUAAGGAGGACCUUCGCCGAAAGCGCCGGCGACAAAACCUUUGUGAAGCUACAGAGGGACUAUUUUGCGAAUGAAUUCGAUUUGGUGAUCGAUUUUAUACCGAGUUUCAUAUACUACUUCCUGCCCAGAUACUGCGAGAUGUACGUUAACGAGAAAACAGACAAGGGUUUCGUGCAGAGUAUUUUACAAGAGAUCGACGACAACUCUUUCGCGAAAGUAUCCAAGAGCGUUUUCAACACCGAAUGGAUUAAAUAUCAGAAGAGGCACGAGGGAACUUACGACAUUUUCACCGCGGACGUUAAAGCGGGCGAUGAGGUCGAAGAGAUGGGCACAAUCCAAAAGAAAUAUGUCCCGUGGAAGAACAUGAACGACGUCAAUAUGUAUGAAAUCAAAGAUAAGAAAGGGAAUAAAGGCGAGCUGAUAGUGGUAGCGUCGCUGAUCGACAAACUGCCCAAUUUGGGUGGCCUGGCACGCACCAGCGAGGUCUUCGGCAUCAAGACUUACGUCGUCGACAGCCUUCGACACCUGCAGGACAAGCAGUUCCAGGGAUUGAGCGUAUCCGCAGAGCGUUGGAUAGACCUGGAGGAGGUUCGACCCAGUGGUCUUAAAGAAUAUCUCAAGAAAAAGAAGGCCGAGGGAUAUUCGGUGGUGGCCGCGGAACAAACCUCAACCAGCUGUCCUCUGCACAACUUCAAGUUUCCCUCGAAGACGUUGCUUUUACUAGGGCACGAAAAGGAAGGCGUACCCUGCGAUCUCCUACCUCUGAUGGACCAUUGCGUUGAGAUUCCGCAACAAGGCGUAAUCCGUUCUCUAAACGUACACGUGACAGCCGCCAUCUUUGUUUGGGAGUACACGCGCCAAAUAAUGUUG
Messenger RNA from Iphiclides podalirius (scarce swallowtail), 1629 nucleotides. Lineage: Eukaryota; Metazoa; Arthropoda; Insecta; Lepidoptera; Papilionidae. The record is from the annotation of a GenBank genome assembly.